Molecule: messenger RNA, 504 nt
Organism: Dermochelys coriacea (leatherback sea turtle)
Lineage: Eukaryota; Metazoa; Chordata; Testudines; Dermochelyidae
Product: somatostatin-2-like
Exons: 2
Coding region: 100-414 (104 amino acids)
Biological process (GO): regulation of cell migration
Cellular component (GO): extracellular region
Molecular function (GO): hormone activity
Source: RefSeq, a predicted model, not a curated record
AAGGGGCUGCAGUCAUUGUCUGUGGCAGAACAGAGCCCAGAGACAGCUCCCCCCGCCCAGCCGUGCCCGAUCCACCGCUGCAGCCCCCGCCGAUCCAUCAUGCAGCUGGUGGCCAGCCUGGUGUCCGUGCUGCUGGUGGUAUGGAGCGUGAGAGCCAGCGCCUUGCCCGGCGAGGAGAGAGCUGCCGUGGCGAGCAGCAGAGAGCAGACCAAGACUCGGAAGGACAUGAUCCUGAAGAUGCUGGUGGGUCUCCUGGAUGGGAUGGACACGGGGCGCGAGGCAGCUUCCACUGACUUUGAAGAGCCCCCAGAGAGCAAAUGGGAAGAGGAGCGGCUGGCUUUGGGGCAGCUAUCACAGCGAGACCGCAAAGCCCCCUGUAAAAACUUCUUCUGGAAAACCUUCACUUCCUGCUAACCCCCAAGCCCAACUAUCAGCCCUGGAUCCAGGCCCCCUCAGAUUUUCCCUGGCCCCUUUAGAACACAAGAACUGUAUCUGCAUUGUAAA